AAAGUUGGUGUAUAGAUUUUAUAAACGAAGUAGCAAACACUGAAACCACCCCUAUUCGUUUUCGAUCCUAAUUUUCUUUAUGUUUUUCCAAUGGAAUCUCUUUCGAGUUCCCUCUCCAUCUCCAUCUCUAAUCUACGCGAGACCUACCCAAUUAUCAACAGCCACUUACCAUCUUCUUCUUUUUGUCUGAUCAAAGCGCCAAAUCAACGAAUUGGAUCUCUCAAAUUCAACUCUGAAACCUCUCAGUUUCGUAGGUUUUAUCUCCAAGCUCUACCUCGAGAGGUUCCCGAUGAAGGUGAAGACCAGCUGCAGCCUCUUACCCUUAAUAAUGGGUUUCGCUUAGUUUCUGAAGACAGUCAAUCUGUUUAUCAGGGUGAUUCAAAUCAGAGUAAAAGCAGCGAAAAAGAUGUAGAUAAGUUAAUAAAGGUUGAACUCCAUGGAAGUGGAGCAAGUGGGGGUAGCAGAGCUGGACUUUUCAGAACCCCAAUUUCUGGUGGAGUGCACAGUGCAACUUCAGCACAUGGAUUACCUCGGCCGGCCUUAGCUGUCCGUAAUCUGAUGGAACAAGCCAGAUUUGCUCAUUUAUGCACUGUAAUGUCUCGUAUGCACCACCGACGAGAAGGGUAUCCUUUUGGCUCUCUGGUAGAUUUUGCCCCUGAUUCAAUGGGCCAUCCAAUAUUUUCAUUUUCACCAUUGGCCAUCCACACACGGAAUUUAUUAGCAGACCCUAGGUGUACCCUUGUUGUGCAGAUACCUGGAUGGAGUGGCUUAUCAAAUGCAAGGGUAACAAUAUUUGGUGAUGUCUAUCCACUUCCCGAGCAUGAACAGGAAUGGGCUCAUAAACAGUACAUUGCAAAACAUCAACAAGGGCCUUCACAACAGUGGGGAAAUUUCUACUACUUCAGGAUGCAGAAUAUAAGUGAUAUAUAUUUCAUUGGAGGGUUUGGAACUGUUGCAUGGAUUGAUGUUAAGGAAUAUGAAGCACUUAAACCUGAUAAGAUUGCUGUUGAUGGAGGUGAACAAAAUCUAAAGGAACUCAAUGCAACCUUUUCAAAGCCCCUCAAAGAGUUGCUAUCAGCAGAGGCUGAGGUUGAUGAUGCGGCUCUUAUAUCAAUUGACAGCAAGGGAAUUGACAUUAGGGUCCGUCAAGGUGCACAGUUCAACGUACAGAGGUUAUCAUUUGAAGAAGGGCAGGGUGUUGAGACAUUGGAGGAAGCCAAAGUAGCUUUAUGGAAAGUAAUAAAGAAAGGCCAAGUGCAAAAUCUAAAGAGAUAGAAGAAGCUGCAACUUUCUGGCCUUCCGGGGAGCAUAAAGGCAAGACGAUGCGAAUCUCAGCCAUCACUGAAUGUAAUACUACUAUAGAGAAACGUUAUACAAGGUUUGUUUUCCUGCCGCAAGUAAUUUCUUAACUAGUAAUUUUCUGAUUUCUAGUGUAUCGAAUAUUUUCUUUUAUAUGUUUUUCUACAAGGAUCGGUUUACUAUUUAAAAA
Molecule: messenger RNA, 1489 nt
Organism: Gossypium raimondii (Peruvian cotton)
Lineage: Eukaryota; Viridiplantae; Streptophyta; Magnoliopsida; Malvales; Malvaceae
Exons: 9
Coding region: 91-1275 (394 amino acids)
Source: RefSeq, a predicted model, not a curated record